Messenger RNA from Melanotaenia boesemani (Boeseman's rainbowfish), 2159 nucleotides. RefSeq names its product trypsin like peroxisomal matrix peptidase 1 (gene tysnd1). Bases 216 to 1817 code for a protein of 533 amino acids. The transcript is spliced from 4 exons. Gene Ontology annotation, molecular function: serine-type endopeptidase activity. The record is from RefSeq and is a predicted model, not a curated record. Gene Ontology annotation, biological process: protein processing; regulation of fatty acid beta-oxidation. Gene Ontology annotation, cellular component: peroxisome. Lineage: Eukaryota; Metazoa; Chordata; Actinopteri; Atheriniformes; Melanotaeniidae.
AGUCAGAGAGACGGUCAUCAAACUGUUCCUGUGUAGAAUACUUGAGAUGAAAUAAUAUGUAAAUUUCUAAUUCCUAAUUCAGUUUGGUAUUUUUCACCACUGUGGGACGUUGUCUUCUUAUUUCACAUCCGGUCUGUAGAUAUCUGUUUAACGUGCUGCUUCUUCGACCGCUUCCCACUUUUUUUUGACUUAGUAGAGUUGCUCUUGGAGCCAGUAUGGAGUUGAAGGAUUUGGAGAAAUGCUGUUGUGUUAUCAAAGUUUCGGGGACAUUUUCAGUAAAGAAGUCCGUCAGUUUCAGCGGAGUUAUCGUCCAUCCUCAAAAUGGAACUAUCAUAUGCACCGGCCUCCCGUUUUCACGGUUUAUUACCGAUAAAGAGUCCAUCUCCUCUGACAGCGAAUUCAUUUUCCCAGACAGCUUAAGUGACAAACUUAAAAUCCGCGUCAGCUUUUCUACUCAUCCAGCUCAGGACUCAAACAAGAAAGUACAUGAAGAGGCACUCUCCACUUCCAGAUGCAAAAAAACACGGCAGCACGAGGUUUCAGCCGAGCUGCUCAUGCUGGUGAACUGUGUGGAGUUCAAGCAGGCUUUCCUGGCAGUUUUCCAAGAGACGGACCAGUGGCGUUUCCAUGGUGACGAAGAAGAUGAAGAACUGACCAGAGAUGUCCAUUUUCUCAGCUGGUUUGCAGUACUCAAAGCAGAUGUUUUGGUCGACAGUAGUUCAGAUUCAGGAGCCAUCCCGUGGCAGAGCAGCUCUUCUCUACAGAAAGGCUGCCCAGUCGUUGCAUGUGGCUCUCCUUUUGGCUCCCUCUGCUUAGAUCUCUUCAUCAGCACCCUCAGCAGAGGAAUCAUCAGUAACCUUGCUGGAGAGGACAAUGCAGUCAUCCUCACAGAUGCUCGAUGCUUGCCAGGCACUGAAGGUGGAGGCUUGUUUGUGGUGAAAGGCGCAGAGUGUGUUCGUCUCAUUGGGCUGAUCGUGUCUCCAUUUGGCUGGAAGGCAAAUGAGUGGAUAGGCCUCACUCUUGUCUGCUCUGUUCACUUGAUCUUUAGAAAUGUCAUCCGUUGUGCAAGCAUCCAAGAUCCGAUCUGUGAUGCAUUGCAUUAUCCAGGAGAGGCGGACAUCCACAUGUCUACUACAGCUCAUAAGUCAAAACCUGUCAAGUACCCCACUGUGUGCUUUGUGGGCAGUGGACAGGUCUGGGGUUCAGGGGUUGUUGUCACUACGAAACUAGUGGUAACUUGUCGGCAUGUUGUCAAUGGGAAAACUACAGUCACCUUGAAGUUUCAUCAUGGGGACAGAAUUUUUGACAUCCAUGGUGAUGUGCUGUUCUCCACUAAAGCGUCGUCCCCGUAUGAUUUUGCUUUGGUCGAGCUGAGGGUCCCUGUUCCAGAAGCUGUGCUUCCUCAAAUGUCACAGAGUUUCAGUCCAGGCGAAGCUGUGCUUGUAGUGGGAUAUGGUGGCUUGGGCCAGGCAUGUGGCCCAUCCCUGACCUGCGGUGUCCUCUCCAAAGCCAUUAGUUUAAAUUACCAGCCUGUUAUGCUCCAGACCACAUGUGCAGUACAAGCAGGGGCCAGUGGAGGUGCUGUGGUGAAAAAACAUUCAGGAGAGUUGCUGGGAAUUGUGUCCAGCAACACAAGGGAUUUGGCUGCAAAAGUGACUUAUCCACACCUCAACUUUAGCAUCCCGGUCACUGUUUUCCAGGGAUUGUUACAAGAAUUUCACCAGACAAGAGAUGUGAAUGUGUUCCGAGUGCUGAACACCACAGAAAAAGGAGUCAGACGUGUUUGGAGGCUACAAAGUGCACAAAGCAAACUAUAACUCAGGAUCCCUGCACUUACAGAUGUGCUAGAGUAAAAUAUGACUUAAAAAAAUCAUAAUAUUAGAUAAUCAUAUGUUUGCUAAAAUGUGUGUAAUGUUUUGUUUUUAAUUUUUAAACUAAGCUGGUAUUCUCUUGUAUUUAAUAAAUGUAUUUUUCACAUGGAACCUAGACACAUCUGAGGGAGAAAAUUUCACUCUUAACACCAUGCCAAAACAUAUGAUAACUUCUAAAAUAUUAAGAACACUUAAUGAUAACAGUCAUUUUGAAUUUAGAUGUAUACCUGUUUUGAUUGUUUUAUUGCACUUUAAUGUAAUUUGAUAAAGUUUAAUCUGUGAUGGGUA